CUCCUCUUUUUCUUCCUUGCCGUCCCUCUAUCUACUUCUCCCCUACUUUCCCUCCAUCAUACUUGCUCCCGUCCUUGCUUUCUCUUCCUUCUCCCUCCUUUCUGCUUUAUACCCUCCAUCUGCCCCUCCCUGCGUCCUUCCUCAUUCCCUCCUCCCUCGUUCCUCUCUAGCCUUGAAGGAAAACUAGCCAGUCAUCAGGAUGAUGUAUCCUAGCAACAGUGACAUCCCGCCUAUUCAGUAUCAGGAUGAACCAAAUUUAAUUUUUGGAUGAAGAGGAGGAGCAGGAGAAGAGUAGAGACUGUGAUUGGAGGGAGUGGAAGGGGGAGGAGGGGCGAGGGAGGGUAAUACCCAUCACUUGAUAUCAGUUGACACAUUUUUUUUUUUUAUUGUAUAAUUCUGGACCAAAUGUUAAUCACACAGUGUUCAUUUUAAAAAUCAAACACUAACUGCACAUAUUGAGGUUCACUCUGUCUCCUCCUAAACCUCUUGGAAACUAUAUAUCAUUGGUAAAGCAUUUUUCAUAGUCAGAAACCACUAAUUCAUGAUUCCAAAAAUGUGAGGAAGGCAAAGGGAUGAAGACCUCUGAAGUUUACUCACCAGUGAUGCAUUAGAUUUUCUUUGACUACAAACAGGAGGCUCUAAGAUUCAUCAGAACAAUUCAUCAUGUUUAUAUCUGUCACAGAAAGAAAAGAACAUUCUCCAGAGGCUUGGUGGAGUUGAUAUUUAGUUUAUGGUGGGAAAAAGUACAGGAAAGUUAUGUCAAUAAAUAUUGACUGAAAACAGUGUUAGUUCCCAUCUCUGUCUGACCUGAACAAAUUCACCAGAAAAGGCAAAAAUCUUUUUUUUUUCUGUUGAGGUCAGCAACGAACCUUCUGGAUCUGGUCUGGAUUCAGUGUCAUGGUGACAGACACUUUACCAGAGUGGAUGUUUGCCAUCAGAGGGGCUUGAACCUUGAAGAAUCUAGAUAACACAACUGCCACCGCUGUAACACUGCUGCCAUGAAAGAGACAUUUUCGCCGAAAGUCAGCUCAACAUUGUAAUUUAACUGUGAAAUAUUGACUUGUUUCAAAAGUACGUACGUAUAAUCAUGUCCAAACCCGGGGAAGACCACAAAAUACAACAAGAGGAAGUUGCAAAAGACAUGAAGCAACACAGGAAGGAGAGGAGUACUUUCAUCAUCAAUUUUCUCAAGUGAAAUUGAAAGCAAUUCAGAUUGAGCUCAUUGCAGCAGUCAGGAAGUCUGUCUGUUCCUCUUGAAAGAAAAAAAAACAUUCAUCUGAACUUCAACAAGAAAGUCGUCAACAAACACUUUCUGUAGACAUGGCAACAGCCGGCAGUCUCCUCUCCGAAGAUCAGUUUCUGUGUUCCAUCUGUCUGGAUGUGUUCAACGAUCCAGUCUCCAUACCAUGUGGACACAACUUCUGCAAAAACUGCAUCACAAAACACUGGAAUAUUAGUGUUCAGUGUCAGUGUCCACUGUGUAAUAAGCGUUUUGACAUAAGACCAGAACUGCAUGUCAACACUUUCAUAUCUGAGAUGGCUGCUCAGUUCAGACAGUCAGGCUUAGAGGAAACCAAUAGCUGCUCAGAGCAACAACAAGCCAAACCAGAAGUUCUCUGUGACGUCUGCACCGAAACCAAACUGAAGGCCUUGAAGUCCUGCCUGGUGUGUCUGACCUCCUACUGUGAGACUCACCUGGAGCUUCAUCAUAGAGCCCCUGGUCUGAAAAGACAUAAGCUGAUUGAUCCUGUGACGAACUUGGAAGGCAGGAUGUGCAAGAAACAUGAAAGACCUCUAGAGCUGUUCUGCAAGACUGACCAGAUAUGUGUUUGUCGGUUCUGCAAUGAGUCAACUCACAUGAGACAUCUUAUUGUUCCUUUGAAAGAUGAAUAUGAAGGAAAGAAAGCAAAACUCGGGAAGACAGAGGCUAAAAUUCAGCAGAUGAUCCAGGAGAGACAACUGAAGAUUUGGGAGCUCCAACACUCAGUGGAGUUCAGCAAAGAGGAGGCAGACAGAGAGCUAGCUGACAGUGUGCAGGUCUUUGCUAAUAUGAUUCAGUCUGUUGAGGAAAGUCUUGCUAAACUAAUUGAGAUGAUUGAAGAGAAGCACAAAACAACAGAGAAACAGGCUGAAGGUCUCAUCAAAGAGCUGGAAGAGGAAAUCUCAAAGCUGAUGAAGAGAAGUGCUGAGCUGGAGUAUCUCUCAUGCACUGAAGACCACCUCCAGUUCCUCCAAAGCUGUCCAUCCCUGAACUCUGCUCCACCCUGCAAAGACUGGUCAGAGGUCAGAGUUCACUCAUCAAAUGAGGGGACUGUAAGGAGAGCUGUGGCUCAGCUGGAGGAGACACUCAGUCAAGAGAUAAAGAGGCUGCUUGAGGCUGAACUGAAGACGGUCCAGCAGUAUGCAGUGAAUGUGACUUUCAAUCAGGAAACAGCGCAUCCUAAACUCAUCCUAUCAGACCAUGGGAAACAAGUCAGUCACGGUGAUGUAAAACAGAAUCUUCCAGACAACCGAGAGAGAUUUUCUUCAUGUUGUGGUGUGUUAGGAAAGCAGAGCUUCACUUCAGGCAGAUUUUACUAUGAGGUUCAGGUUAAAGAGAAGACUGACUGGACUUUAGGAGUCGCCAGAGAGUCAAUAAAUAGGAAGGGGGAAAUUAAGGUUUGCCCCAGGAACGGCUACUGGACUGUAUGGUUGAGAAAAGGAGAUGUAUAUCAUGCUAAUACUAGCCCUCCUGUCCGUCUCUUGCCGAAGUUAAAGCCUCAGAAGGUGGGGGUGUUUGUGGAUUAUGAGGAAGGUCUGGUCUCCUUUUAUGAUGUAGAUGCUGCAGCUCUUAUCUACUCCUUUACUGGCUGUAAGUUCAAAGAGAAACUCUAUCCGUACUUCAGUCCCUGUUCUAAUGAUGGUGGUAGAAACUCUGCCCCUCUGAUUAUCUCUCCUGUCAAUAACACAUAUUUGACCAAUGUUUAGAUUUUUUAAAUAAAGGAUUUAUUUGGAUGAUGUGAACACGAAAACAAAUUCAGCUCCAUGUAUGAAAAGGCCACCAAACUAAUUUAAACUGGACUUGGAUGAAAGUAAAACCAAGUAAACCUCAGACCAAUUCCAUAUCCACAGCUUAAUUAAUCAGCAUUGAAUGAAUGCUUAAUAGAGCAUUUUAGUCUCUUUUAGCUCAUUGUUUUGGCUUUACAAGUUACCAAAUCAGAGCUAAAGGAGAGUAAAUAUCGGACUUACAUUCAUCAGGUGACAAGCAUUACGAUUCCAACAGGAUGAUAAUGUUUCAUAUUUGCUGUAUGUGUAAGAAGGCUAUCGUUUGCUAACACAAUAGCCAUGACAAUUUUAAAAGGUGAUAAUAUGUCACGGUUGUAUGUCUGUCAGCUUCUUUUGAAGUUCUUCUGGCUCCUGGUGGCCGAAUGUCCACUAAUGCAACUUUA
Thunnus maccoyii (southern bluefin tuna) is the source of this 3428-nucleotide messenger RNA. Its product is annotated as E3 ubiquitin-protein ligase TRIM39-like. The record is from RefSeq and is a predicted model, not a curated record. NCBI's taxonomy places the organism in Eukaryota, Metazoa, Chordata, Actinopteri, Scombriformes, Scombridae. The coding region runs from base 1321 to 2967 and encodes 548 amino acids. Gene Ontology annotation, molecular function: zinc ion binding; protein binding. The transcript has 2 exons.